UCUUGUGUCCCGAAGUGGGCUGCACGUUGCGUUCGCGUGCCAAACGCGUGUUUUUAACGGCUUUUUCUGUGUGCGCAGAAAUUCCAAAUCGAAGAACGAUGUUAAGCACAUUAGAAAGGAAGGAUACAGAACGAGCGGGAUCCGAGAAAAAUCAACGCAACCCAAAAGCUGACGUGCAGGGAGACAUGAUGUCAGGAGAACUUCAGGCUGCUGAUAUCGUCGAGAUUCUGAAGAAGCGGCUGGCUUUCAUGGCGGGCGGCGAAGACAAGAAAGGCAACGCGCUCAUCUCUGUUCCUCCACCCUGCGACGACUUUAUGCUUCAGGACUUCAAGGACACGCUGACUUACCUGAUGACCCUCACCCAUGAUGAUGAUCGGGGUGUAACGGUCGUUAUCCAGGGUGACAGUUCCUGGGGAGAUAGGCUGAAGCCGAUAAUGGGCAUUAAUCAGGACGUCUUGGGGCGCAGGCUUUGCUGCACGUUGGUGCUCCGUCCACACAAGUCCAAGGACUCAAAAGCGUCUCUUCGGGACAAGCAGGCAUCCACGCAGGUGAAAUAUGUCAGCCAGGCCAAGCUGUUCAAGUUGAUCAGUCCCCUUCAGUUGACACCCGAGUUUGGCGGCACCCUGCAGUACGACCACUAUGACUGGCUGAGCAGACAACUGGCAGUGGAGAAGUACAUCAAGGAGGUGAAGCUGCUGUCGAAGCACACGGAUGUGGCCCUCGGAUUCUGCCGUUUCCAGGCCUCCCCCGGGUCUCCAGAUGUGCCCUGCCAGAUCGGCCCGGCCAUGGGCGAGGUCAUCGCUCGCACGGUGCAAAGCGUAAGUGAUUUCUUGCUUAAAACGGAGCUGUGA
Ixodes scapularis (black-legged tick) is the source of this 851-nucleotide messenger RNA. Its product is annotated as SEC14 domain and spectrin repeat-containing protein 1-like. The transcript has 8 exons. The record is from RefSeq and is a predicted model, not a curated record. The coding region runs from base 99 to 851 and encodes 250 amino acids. NCBI's taxonomy places the organism in Eukaryota, Metazoa, Arthropoda, Arachnida, Ixodida, Ixodidae.